UAUAAAUACUCCUAAUCUUAAACAUUUUUUCAUAUCUCUUCUCCAAUUCUUCCUAAAUCCUAUUCUUAACUCUCUACUCUCUAAUUCUCUUAUUCUCCAAUAUAUUAUAUUUAUUAUUUAUAGUUUAUAUUAAUUAUCUACUUAUAUAAACUAUAAAUAGAUAUAAAUAGUAUUAUAUUACUUAUAUUUCUUAUCUAAUUAUAUAUUACUUAUAUAUUUAUUAUAUCUAUUAAUAUAGUUGGAAUUAUAUCUAAUUAAUUUGAAGUCAUUCUAUUACUCCCAUCCGAAAGACCGAAAGUCCGAAAGAGGUACGAAAUUAUUCUAUUAUUUACACUUGUUUAAUUAGUUUAAAAAAUAUGUUGUACACAAAACUAGUUAAUUCACUACUUAAUUUGCUAUAACUCGAAUUAAUAGUUAGAUAAAUAGUUAAUUAGUUUUUUACAAUUUUUUAUUAAUUGCUACAUUUGACUCUAGUUUAAAAAUAAUGUUGUACACAAAACUAGUUAAUUCACUACUUAAUUUGCUAUAACUCGAAUUAAUAGUUAGAUAAAUAGUUAAUUAGUUUUUUACAAUUUUUUAUUAAUUGCUACAUUUUUUAGAUGGAUCGUCCUAGAUAUUCGGUUGAUAUGGGUAACCUCGAGCGCAACCGAACGAACGAGCUUGCGAGGAAGAGAUCCCGCAAAGGUAAAUCACAUCUCGGCUCUUCAUCUCAAAGUCAAGAUGAUUUUGAUACGGGUUACGUAAGGAGGGAUGGGGAUGCGAUGACCGACGAACAACUAGAAUAAGAAUUGCACCGACAUAAUUCCCGAUUUUUUCAAGACCAACCGAGGACCAUUGACGAAGAAGAGCUCGAGGACGAGGACGACGAUGUGGAGGAAGCAAUUCCGGAGAGCCACGACGACGAGGAGGAGGAGGGUGGCGGCAGCCAUGACGCCGACCAAGCAGCCUCAUCCCAAACAGGUACAAAAAAAAGUAAAUCUGAAUUAAUGGCUAAUAAUUUUUCUAAGUGGAAGGACCCGAACACCGGGAAUUGGACCGCAACUUGCAAUUGGUGCAAGAAAAACUAUAGCUUGGGGAUUUCCGGCGGAUACGGAUCCGCCACAAGACACCUUAAGUCCAAACACCCGGUGGAGUAUGCAAAAUUAGGCGGCGGAACGGGGAAGCAAACGCAAAUAUCGAGGUUUGCAAAUAAUCAACAAGCUUUUGGUAAUUUCUCAUACAAUGAUGCACAAAAUUUGACAGGUAUGGCUAACUUACUUGUUGAAGAAAAUUUGCCUUAUUUGUUUUCUGAAAGUCUUGCUUUUCGUGAUUAUGCACAAACUUGUUUAAAUCCGCAAUAUAGAGGUUAUAGUCGCAAAACGGUUAAGAAAGAAAUUUCAAGGCUUUAUGGUGCGGAAAAGGUAAGGUUACAAAAUUAUUUUGCAAACUUUGAUGGACGUGUUACUGUAUGUUCUGACAUAUGGGAGGAUACUUAUCAUAAUUUACAUUAUUUGGGUCUGACUGUACAUUAUAUUGAUAAUGAUUGGCAUAUGCAUAAACGUGUUCUUGCUUUCCGUGAAUUUAAUGAUCGUCACACCGCUGAACAUAUUUAUAUUUUGAUUGAACGUAUUUUAAUUGAGUAUAAUUUAAUUGAUAAGGUGUUUGCUAUUGGUUUUGAUAAUGCUACUAAUAAUACUGCUGCUAUUCCUAGAUUGCGUGAAUUGUGUGGUUCUACUUCUUUGAUGGGUAGAUUUUUUCAUCAACGAUGUGCAUGUCAUGUUCUAAAUUUAUGUGUGCAAGAUGGUCUAAAAGCGUUGGGAGCAUCGUUGGAGGUAGUCAAGGGGGGGAUUAGACGUAUUUGGGGUAAUGGACACCUUAGGAAAAAAUGGCAUGAUUAUUUGAUAGAAAGAGGUGAGAGAUAUGUGGCUUUUCCAAAAGAUUUGUCUAUUCGUUGGAAUAGUACCUAUAAGUUAAUUGGAGUUCUUCUUAGAUAUAAACAACAUUUUCCUGCUUUUAUGAAACAAUAUGAUACUCCCUCCGUCCCUAAUCUUUCUCCCUUUUCGGCUGGGCACAUUUAUUAAGAUAGUGGGAUUUGUGUGGUGGAGAGUUGUGGAGAGGAGAGAGAAAUGUGUAAGAAUGUGUAAGAAUGGUUGUGAACCACAAAUUUUUUGCUAAAAGGGGGAAGAGGAGAUAAUUUUGGGACGGACGAAAAAGGAAAGUUUGAAGAUAAUUUAGGGACGGAGGGAGUAACUAUAUUAUAAACUCGGCUGAGAUCGACACCUGUGAAAAAAUUUGUAAUGCUUUGAUAUAUUUUAAUAAUGCAACUGAAACUUUUAGUCAUGUUUAUAAACCUACCUCAAACCAAUUUAUUCGUGAAGCUGUUAAUCUCGCCGGUGCUUUUUCAAAUUUUGAGAAUGCUGAUUAUGUGAAUUAUUUUGCUGGUUUUAUGAAGGAAAAGUUUUUAAAAUAUUAUUCACAUAUUCCGCAUAUUUAUGGUAUUGCAUUUGUUCUCGAUCCUCGUUUUAGACUUGGUUCUUUAGAAGAAUGUUUGAAUUAUUAUUAUGCUGCUUUUUUUGGUCCAUUGCCAAUGUAUGAGGACAACCCAAUUGAUCCGAAAAAAGAAUACAACGAGGUUAGUGAUAUAUUUUAUGCAUUAUUCAAUGAGUUUCAUGCACAAUAUGGCAAUGCGCCCCCUCCCCCGACACAAACAUCAUCUAAAGGAAAAUCAAUUUUCAAAUCUACGUUUGCCAAUCUUAUUAAAAAAACAAAAUCAACUCCCGCUACACAACAAAGCACAAUUAAUGAGAUUUCUUUGUAUUUAACUUAUGAUGUUGAUUUUGAAGAAGAUGAUGAUUUUGACGUACUAAACUGGUGGAAGGGAAAAGAAAGAAUGUUCCCGGUUUUAGCAAAGAUGGCUAAGCAAGUGCUAUCAAUGCCGGUUUCAACAGUUGCCGUGGAACAAGAAUUUAGUUCGGCCGACAAUGUUCUAACACAAACCAGAACGAGGUUGAGCGCUGAAUCUCUUGAGAUGCUUAUAUGCUACCACGAUUGGUUGAAAGCAGCACGUAGAGCUCAAGAAAUUGACAUCACUCCAUCCCAACACUUUAUGGAUGAAUCUACGGAGGGUGACUCUACUUAUGCCGGAGAUUCUGAUUAAAAACAAUUAUAGUUCCUAUUUAAUUUUCAAAUGUAGUUCCUAUUUCAUUUCAAAUAAAUGCACUUGAAGUUUGUUUUUUAAUACUUGUAUAAAACUAUAAAGUAUAAAAUAUAAAUUUAAAAAAAAAAUUACCCGGCCCGGCCCGGCCCGGCGGGUGGCCCGACCCGUGACCCGGGCGGGUGGCCCGGCCCGAACCGGACCCGUCCAACCCUCGGGCCGGUCCCGGGCCCACUAUUCUAG
Messenger RNA from Cuscuta europaea, 3376 nucleotides. The record is from the annotation of a GenBank genome assembly. NCBI's taxonomy places the organism in Eukaryota, Viridiplantae, Streptophyta, Magnoliopsida, Solanales, Convolvulaceae.